Polistes canadensis is the source of this 1337-nucleotide messenger RNA. It is a transcript of the gene Grp, whose product is annotated as glycine-rich cell wall structural protein 1. Bases 21 to 893 code for a protein of 290 amino acids. The record is from RefSeq and is a predicted model, not a curated record. Lineage: Eukaryota; Metazoa; Arthropoda; Insecta; Hymenoptera; Vespidae. The transcript is spliced from 3 exons.
AUCAAGGAACAGCAGCAAUCAUGAGGGCAUUCAUGAUCCUGACGAUCGCCGCCGUGGCGAUGGCACGGCCAGAAGCCGGCUACUCGUACAGUCCACCAAGCGGAAGUUAUGGUGCCCCUAGCGGUGGGGGUGGUGGCGGUGGCGGUGGUUUUGGAGGAGGAUUAGGAGGAUUGGGUGGAUUAGGAGGAUUAGGAGGAGGCGGUCUUGGAGGCGGACUAGGAGGAGGACUAGGAGGUGGUUUCGGAGGUGGUCUUGGAGGUGGAUUCGGUGGCGGAUCUGGAUUUGGUGGUGGUGGUGGCGGCGGCGGUGGCGGCGGUGGCUUCGGUGGAGGUUCCCUUAUCCAGAAGCACAUCUACGUUCACGUACCACCACCUGAGGCACCCGAGGAUAGACCAGCGAGGCCAAUAGCACCACCCCCGCCACCUCAGAAACAUUACAAGAUCAUUUUCAUCAAGGCACCAACUCCACCUACGCCAACUGCACCGGUCAUCCCAGCAUUACCACAACAAGAUGAACAAAAGACACUUAUCUACGUCCUUGUCAAGAAACCAGAAGAGGCACCAGAAAUCAGUCUACCUACUAUUGCUCCUACGCAACCAAGCAAACCGGAAGUUUACUUCAUCAAGUACAAAACUCAGAAGGAAGUUACAUCUGGAGGUGGUGGUGGUGGUGGUGGAGGAAUCGGUGGUGGAAUCGGUGGUGGCAUCGGUGGCGGCAUCGGUGGUGGUAUUGGUGGUGGUAUCGGAGGUGGUAUCGGAGGUGGUAUCGGAGGUGGUAUCGGUGACGGACACGGCGGAUCAGGAGGUGGUGGAAUCGGGGGAGGUAUCGUUGGUACCGGACCAAGCGGACCAAGCUCGAAUUACGGACCACCUGGAGGAUCCGGCCCAUACUAGUCACAAGACAGCCGAACCGGCCCUAACUCUCUUCUCCAUUCACCAAAUCAUUUUUACACCCACCACGCUUAGUUCUUAUUACGAGCGUAAUUCGACGAGCGCCGAUCCUCAUCACGACGACGAUACGAUAAUAAUAAUGUUCUUAGAUGCGCGCGAAUAUACGAACAUAACGUUUAUAAUAAUAAUGACGAUCGCGAUGUUGAUGGUGAUGAUGACGACGACGAAUACUAUGAUAGCCAAUGAUGCAACAUCAACAACAACAACAACAACAACAACAACGACGACGACGACGAUGAUGAUGACGAUAAAGACGACGACGCCGCCGCUGCUGCUGCCAUUGCUGCUGCUAUUGCUGCAGCAGCAUUCGCUGCUGUUGCUGCUGCCGAUGAUGAUGAUGAUGAUGAUGAUGUUGAUAAAAAUGACGACGAAGAUAAUGAUGACGAC